GCGGCUGAUGUGAAACUACGCCUUUACCAGACCUCCGGACAUGACUUCAUCACCAAGGUUAUUCGCCAAAUAUGUUGGUUGACAGUUUUUAAAUGGUUCCCGCUGGUAAGAAAAAACGGCGUCGCGGAAGAAACACUAGCUAGAACAACGGCAAGUUGAAUAGUAUGCUGGACGUGGGGAAGUGGCCAGUGUUUGCGCUCCUUCCUCCUGAGGAACUACGGCUUAUCCGGCAGGCUUGUGUCUUUGGCAGUGCUGCAAAUGAAGCCCUCUAUGUCACAGUUAACGAUGAGGUCUUUGCUUUAGGCACCAACUGCAGUGGCUGUUUAGGGCUCGGAGACCUUCAAAGCACUAUUGAGCCACGCAGGAUUGAUGUGUUGUGUGGAAAGAAGAUUGUGUCCCUGAGCUAUGGAACAGGACCACAUGUGGUUAUCGCUACUGCAGACGGAGAGGUGUUUGCCUGGGGCCACAAUGGCUACAGCCAACUGGGAAAUGGGACCACCAACCAUGGCCUGACCCCUGCUCUGGUGUCCACUAACCUCCUCAGCAAGAGAGUGACAGAAGUGGCCUGUGGCUCCCACCACACUAUCGCCCUUACAACCGAUGGAGAGGUGUAUGCGUGGGGCUACAACAACUCUGGCCAAGUAGGUUCAGGAUCUACUGCCAACCAGCCGACACCACGACGGGUCAGCAGCUGCCUGCAGAACAAAGUGGUGGUUAACAUAGCCUGCGGUCAGCUCUGCUCCAUGGCUGUACUGGACAACGGCGAGAUAUAUGGCUGGGGCUACAAUUGCAAUGGACAGCUAGGUUUGGGCAACAAUGGAAAUCAGCAGACGCCGUGUAGGAUCGCUGCCCUCCAGGGUGUCAACAUCGUCCAGGUUGCUUGUGGAUACGCGCAUACACUGGCAUUGACGGAUGAGGGGUUUGUUUACGCCUGGGGAGCAAACUCUUAUGGGCAGUUGGGAACAGGCAAUAAGAGUAACCAGGCUCUCCCCACCCUAAUAAACACAGACAAGGAAAGGAUGGUGGAGGUUGCUGCAUGUCACACCAGCCACACGUCAGCUGCCAAGACGCAGAGCGGGCAGGUUCUGAUGUGGGGUCAGUGUCGAGGUCAGGCCGUGGCGAGCCCCCAUCUUACCCAUUUCAGCAGCACAGACGAUGUGUUUGCCUGCUUCGCCACACCAGCAGUCACGUGGCACCUCCUCUCAGUAGACGGUGACGACUACCUGACAGUUGCUCAGUCUUUGAAAAAGGAGUUUGACAGUCCCGAGAUUUCAGACCUGAAGUUCUUGGUUGACGGGAAGUGCAUCCAUGUUCACAAAGCGCUGCUGAAAAUCAGGUGUGAGCAUUUCCGUGCGUUGCUGAAUGAAACGGACGAGGAUGCCAUAGAAAUCCACCAGUUCUCAUACCUGGUGUACAGAGCCUUUCUGGAGUAUCUCUACACCGACACGAUUAACCUGCCACCAGAGGAUGCUAUUGGGUUGCUAGACUUGGCGACGUUCUACCGAGAGACAAGGCUGAAGAGGCUGUGCCAGGAAACGAUCAAGAGGGGCAUUUCUGAAGAGAAUGCCAUCACUCUGCUCUCUGCUGCUGUCAAGUAUGAGGCCCGGGACCUGGAGGAGUUCUGCUUCAAGUUUUGUGUCAACCAUCUAACAGCUGUCACGCAGACGCAGGCCUUUGCAGACAUGGAUCAUGACCUGCUCAAGAACUUCAUUAGUAAAGCCAGUCGCUACGGGGCCUUCAAAAACUGACUAGAGUGCCGCCAGUAGUGACGGAUUCAACACGAUGAGGUUUAAGCUCACAGAGGAGUGUGUGCCCUCGACCAAAGUAAACACCCAGCAGCUCAGCACUUCAAAGACUUGUCUCUGAGGAUGUAAAUAGUGGCGAGGCAAGCGGGUUAAGGUUUCACCUACAAAGUGAUGCUGCUGCUGCUGCUGCAUUACUGCUCUAAACCUUGGCCCAAACACGGUGGUUUGCGUGGGGUGUAGAUGUUGGUUCACACCACCGGCCCGCAGAGGCUGAAGAGAAAGAUGUGCCACAGUGGUUGUGUGUCUGUUGUUUUUGUGUUACUGACAAUACGCUUGGCUGAUUCUGUGUCGGAUUCAUUUGAUGCAGCCAGUCAACACGCGGACGGUUGCAGGGAUUCCCCACACAGCUCAGCAGACAGGAUGCCUGAAAAUGCUGAAUGCUUUACAUAAUCUCUCGCAGUAUGAAGGUUUAGGGAGUUUUUUUUUUUUAAAUCACACCGCUAUUUAUUAGUCAGUAAAACAAAUUCUCAAUAUCAUUCUGUAGUACUGUACAUUAUGUCUGAUCAAUAUAGGCGGGAAGUGAUCAGCUACACACAAGUCAGCCAUCAAUCAACUCUUCACAUUGUGCUGCUUUUCUUUCAAGCCUUGAUUCUCAAACUUUCUGGAUUGAGAAGUCUUAUUUAAGUCUUCAGUUUUAGAAAACGUAUAUUUGACACCUUUUUAUGAUCGCUUAGUUUAUAUCCGGUCAAUGACAAUGUUUAUCUCGCGUAAGUCGCUGUUUUGCCACUUUGUUUUAUAUUGUAGUUAUGCUUUAGUUAUUCAUAUGCCAUCCAAACUCGCAGUUGCUGUUUGAUAUUUGUAUUGACUAACGUUUGCACUGUUUUGCUGUAGACAGUUGCUUUCGCCACCACGUAGGCAGACCAAUUAGAAAAAGGAUGCAGUCAGUUACACAUUUAUGGGAGAUAAGAGCAUUCGACUGCAUGCUAACUUGUGAUCAGAUUAACCCUCUUUGUGCAGCUGUACACUACGUUACACGAACACGUUGUUUCCCGUGUAUCCCGUCAGUGACGUUACACUGUAGAUGCAGCUGAUUUUACAGUUGCGUUUCAUUGUAAUUUGGUAUGUUUACAAAAGUUUGGUUGUUUUAUUGUUUUUUUUUUUUUUAUUGUUAACAUGUUGGCAGCAAACCUCUGGUUCUUUUUACGAGAGUUUCUUUAUAAGUCCCACCUGGUAGCACCUUGUGGUAAUGGAAUAGUUCUGGCUCAGUGUAAUUGCCAAGUCUCAUGUAGGACCACAGGGUCUUUAAAUGUAGUUACCAGAUAAUUCCAUCUUGAGUUCCUUAAUUAGUCUGACUAGAAUGUAACAACAUGUUAUUACUUUAACAAGCCAAUUAGUAUAUUUUUUUUGGAACAUUUUGAUAAUUACUAAAAUUGCCAGUGUGUUGUCAUUUUGUAUGAAAAUGCUGUGAGCUGCUUACAGUGACUCUAAUGGUUACAUUUGACAAUGUACUCUAUAUUAAAAUGAAUAACUACACGA
Messenger RNA from Stegastes partitus (bicolor damselfish), 3281 nucleotides. It is a transcript of the gene rcbtb2, whose product is annotated as regulator of chromosome condensation (RCC1) and BTB (POZ) domain containing protein 2. Gene Ontology annotation, molecular function: protein binding. The coding region runs from base 165 to 1748 and encodes 527 amino acids. The transcript has 12 exons. NCBI's taxonomy places the organism in Eukaryota, Metazoa, Chordata, Actinopteri, Pomacentridae. The record is from RefSeq and is a predicted model, not a curated record.